Messenger RNA from Talaromyces marneffei, 588 nucleotides. RefSeq lists its product as uncharacterized. Lineage: Eukaryota; Fungi; Ascomycota; Eurotiomycetes; Eurotiales; Trichocomaceae. Bases 1 to 588 code for a protein of 195 amino acids. The record is from RefSeq and is a predicted model, not a curated record. The transcript is spliced from 2 exons.
AUGACCACUCAACAAUCAUCAUCACAGGCAACAGAAGCCGACAUCUACAAAUUCAUAUCCACAUACGACUUCUCCUCAGACCUCGAAUUCCGCAAAGGUCUAGGCACAAUCUUGGGUCAUCCAGAGCAACCAGCGUCAGACGCGGAGGUUGCUGGUGCUGAUGAUGUUGUGUUCCAGGCGAAGUGUUUUUAUAUUUCUAGAAAACAGAAUAUCAGUCCGUCUAUAGAUUUAAAGAACUAUAAGAAUUGGCUCAGAGAACAUGAUGAGCUCAACACAACAACGGAGACGGCAGCCGAAAACAGUAAUACUGAAGAUUCCAAUGCUGCAGUGGCAACAUCGUCAACACAGCCGACUUCAGCACCUCCUCAAGAAGAGAAAAAGGAAGGCAAAGAUGUUGAACCGGCGUACCCACCAUCUUUUGCUCACAUUGUCGAAUUAAUCACCAAUAAUCAGCCGAUACCUGGAAUUGAGGAAAUUCCAGAUACAGUCUUGGCAGGUCACGACGAACCCAGCAAAGUUACAAAGAGGCGCAAACCUUGGGAGAAAGAUGUUGAGGUUGAUGUGGUUGGCAAUGAUACUCAAGUUUAA